AUGUCAACUGCUCCGCAAGUCAACAUCCCCGGCUGUGGUACUGUCCAGGGCAUCCUGGCCGAGGCCCAGCCGACCGUGGCAAAGUUCCUCAAUAUCCCCUAUGCCACCGUACCUGAACGCUGGCGUUCUGCUGUCAAGGCUGCUCCCUGGAACGGUGUCCGCGAUGCCUCUAUGCAGGGACCUGUAUGUCAACAACCCAAGAGCGCAAACAUGCUGGUCAGCAUGGCCUCUGCCGAUGUUGAUGAGGACGAUGAUGAGGCAUACGCAAAGGUCUACAACGAAGAACACUGUCUCAACCUCAAUAUCUUUGCACCCAAGGACCAACUGAACAAAUCACAACCUUUGAUACCAGUCAUGGUAUGGAUACACGGCGGAGAGUACAAAGAUGGCAGCAAUGCUAUGGAGUUGUACGACGCCAGUAAUAUGGUCGCACAUUCGAUCAGCAAAGUCGGCCAUCCGGUUAUUGUCGUCGUCAUCAAUUAUCGCCUGAACUACUUUGGAUUCCUUUCCUCGGCCGAGCUUGUGCAGGAUAUCCAGUCCGACAACCGACUUUCUGCCAACGAAAAGGGCGUCGGCAACUGGGGACUGCUGGACCAAAAGAUAGCGUUGGAAUGGGUUCGAGACCAUAUUGCAGCCUUUGGUGGCAACCCCAAGGAUGUCACGGCUUUUGGGGAGUCUGCUGGAGCGGCGUCCAUUGGAUACCACCUUUCGAUCCCGGCCCACCAUGGUCUUUUCCAGCGCGCCAUCCUACAGUCGGGCUGCAGCACUACCAUGACCGCAGGGCGCGCCGAACUAGAAGGCCAAAGGCAGUUCGAUCAGCUUUGCCGGCACUUUGGGUUACACGAAGCGAAUCUGUCCGGGCCAAAAAAGAUGGAGAGGCUGCGAAGGAUCUCGGCCAAGGAGCUUGUCAAGGCCGGGGACAAUGGCAAGGCUGGGAUGUUUAUUCCUACGAUCGAUAAUGUCCUGAUCAAAGGCGAUGUCCGUGAAUGGCUCCAUGACCCGACAAGAUACGAUCCGGGCGUCAAAUCGGUCAUGCUGGGUGCCUGUCGUGAUGAGGGAAGGAUGUUUGUCCCGGAGAUUGGAGCAAAGUCCAUGAAGCACUGGCCGCGGUUCUUGCCGAGACACUGCCCACCCGGGGAGGAGAAGGAAUUCGAGAUGGUUUACGGACUUCCCAAGACAGAUGCCGAUGCUGCAAGGAUCUCAGCUCUUGUUCUGAGUGAUACGGUCUUCUUGUACCCGAUACACGCUACCACUGUGGCGCUCAUGCGCACAAACGAGGUAAAUCUAAGCAGGGAGCCGGUCGAGAUUGCUCGUUAUUAUUUUGACCGUCCUCUGCAGAUUGUCGAGGACAUGGGUCUGGGACUGGGUGCACAUCAUGCGGUCGAGCUGCCGUUCCUUUUUGCAGCAGACACGUAUCUCGGUCUGUUCACAGAGGCAGAGAAGGUCUUGUCGCAACGGCUGAUGGAGGUUUGGAUCUUGUUUGCUUGGGGUGUGACAAGUCGUCAGUACGGGUUGAGGCAUGGCCUAAACUCGGUGCUCCCUGCCGAUGUGGGAGAGGGCAAGGAGGAGGCUCUGGUCUUUACGGAGCAGUGCACGGUGGAGAAGACGCGGGUCGAGCGAAUGGAUGCCAGGACAAUUGCGUUCUGGAGACGCAGCGAGGCGUGGGUGAAGCUUAAGCGCGAGGAGCAGUCGAGACAGCGACAACGACAGGCCCAUAUAUAG
Messenger RNA from Gamsiella multidivaricata, 1722 nucleotides. RefSeq names its product Carboxylesterase. NCBI's taxonomy places the organism in Eukaryota, Fungi, Mortierellomycota, Mortierellomycetes, Mortierellales, Mortierellaceae. The record is from RefSeq and is a predicted model, not a curated record. The transcript has 2 exons. Bases 1 to 1722 code for a protein of 573 amino acids.